UCUACCUCUCUGUCUCUCUGUCUGUCUAACCUGUUUGUCUGUCUUUCCCUGUCUGGCUGUAGGUUCUCGGGGGUUCCGCCCAGUAACCUAGGCAACAAUACCAAGUUGGUGGAUUGGAUGCCUCAAAACGACCUGUUGGGCCAUGCCAGAACGGUAGCGUUCCUGUCCCACGGCGGUCUGAACAGUAUCUAUGAAGCGAUGUACCACGGUGUUCCUGUAGUGGGUCUCCCUCUGUUUGGGGACCACUACGACACUAUGACCCGUGUGGAGGCUAAAGGGAUGGGCAUCAUGGUUCACUGGAAGAGUGUGACUGAAGAGGAGCUGUACCAGGCACUGGAUACUGUUAUCAACAAUAACAGGUAUCGUCAGCGUGCCCAGGUCCUCUCUUCCAUCCAUAAGGACCAACCAGGUCACCCGGUAACGAGAGCAGUCUAUUGGAUAAACUACAUCCUCCGUCACCAUGGCGCCAGCCACUUACGAUCAUCUGUCUACACCGUCCCCACCUACCAGUACUUCCUAUUGGACGUUGUGUUGGUCGUAGGGGCGGGGCUGGCCCUGAUUGGCUACCUGUUUUACCGGAUAGCAGGGCUGCUAAGGUCAAAGGUUAAGGUUCAGGAGCAAGGGGGAGAGGUUACCCACGGCGACGGCGGCGACGACAAGGCAAACGGACAUUGCCAUAGCAACGGAGCGGUCGCUAACGGGAAGCACAAACGUAACGGAUCGCCGGUGAAGAACGACAAGAAGAUGAAGUGAAAAGGGGGCGGAGAAAGACGCCCUUCUGGACUCUGUUCUGGGGUCGGAGUUCAGAGAGGAAGGAGGUUUUAGGGUUUAGGGGAGGACAGUCCUCGUUCUGGGAGACUGCAGACAGACGGGGAUGAGAUGUCUGGGACGGAGGGUUCACAACCAAUGCUUACAACAACAACCAAGGAGCUGGAAAGUCCAACAGUCUCUCCCCUUUCUCUCCCCCUCUCCUCUCUCCCCUC
Messenger RNA from Salmo salar (Atlantic salmon), 983 nucleotides. Lineage: Eukaryota; Metazoa; Chordata; Actinopteri; Salmoniformes; Salmonidae. The record is from RefSeq and is a predicted model, not a curated record.